AUGAGAUUCCAUAUAGCUGUAAAUGCUAUUAAAGUUAUGCACAUCAUGGGCAUUCAGCAUCUUAUAGCAGAUGAAUUCCGUGACAUGCCUGCUAGUUUCGGUCCGGAUUUGCCGGCUGAGGGCCUCCGCGGCUUCCUCGUGGUGGGCGAACCGGCUAAUGGCUGCGGCGUCAUGACCAAACCACCUAUUGACGAGAACUUUACUGGCAACUGGAUUGUGCUAGUUGCUAGAUACAAUUGCAGUUUCGAAGUAAAAGUCCGCAAUGCGCAGGCGGCUGGCUUCCACUGUGUCAUAGUACAUAAUGUCAACUCAAGUGACCUAGAGACAAUGUCCGCGAGUAAUCCCAUGGGAAUAGAUAUCCCCUCGGUAUUCGUGAGUGACGUAGCUGGGAUCAUCUUAUCCGAAGAGUAUAAUUAUACUAACCGGUACUAUAUAAUGGUGAACGGUGAUCUUCCGUUCAAUAUCAACACACACCUACUUCUGCCCUUUGCGAUAGUGGUUGUGUUGUGUUUGAUAGUCAUACUUGUGUUUAUGAUAGUAAAAUGUAUAAAAGACCGGCGCCGAGCUAACCGGCAUCGUCUUCCGAAUCGUUCGCUUAAAAAGAUUCCUACUUGCAAGUUCAGCAAAGGGGACCCUUACGACACGUGCGCUAUUUGCCUUGAUGAUUACCAGGAAGGGGAGAGGCUACGAGUACUUCCUUGUGCACAUGCGUACCACGCGAAGUGCAUCGACCCGUGGCUAACUCAAAAUCGCCGCGUGUGUCCCGUUUGUAAGCGGCGCGUGUUUGCCGCUGGGGAAAGGCGACGACCUCACCCUGACUCCGAUACCGAUGAUACGGAACCACUUGUGGGAGACUCCCAGGAGGGAAAUGAUACCCAGGGUGGUACAUUUGAGGAACAACGGGAAAACCCUUUCGUGAGAGCAACGCGGUACAUCGCGCGACUGAGGGCUCGACAACAAGAAUCCAAUAAUGCUGAGGUAGAAGCACCUCAAGCGCAGAUUAAUAGUAGUGAAGUUACGGUAGAUGUAGAGCCAGUAGAUGACACUCAGCCUCUACUGGCGUCCGUCCGUCGCCAGAAUCGGCGCAGAGGUCGCCGAUCUCGCUCUGCGCACGCGCAGCCCCCGUCCGCGCCUUCACAGCCAGAAAUCGGUGUAGCAGCUUUACACGCCCCUCAGUCACAGGUGGAAAGACGUUUCGUUGAUUUAUGA
Messenger RNA from Pieris macdunnoughi, 1209 nucleotides. The record is from the annotation of a GenBank genome assembly. NCBI's taxonomy places the organism in Eukaryota, Metazoa, Arthropoda, Insecta, Lepidoptera, Pieridae.